Molecule: messenger RNA, 1564 nt
Organism: Vitis riparia (riverbank grape)
Lineage: Eukaryota; Viridiplantae; Streptophyta; Magnoliopsida; Vitales; Vitaceae
Product: isovaleryl-CoA dehydrogenase, mitochondrial
Exons: 15
Coding region: 71-1288 (405 amino acids)
Biological process (GO): L-leucine catabolic process
Cellular component (GO): mitochondrion
Molecular function (GO): flavin adenine dinucleotide binding; 3-methylbutanoyl-CoA dehydrogenase activity
Source: RefSeq, a predicted model, not a curated record
CUUCUCUUAUUCUAUUUCUGGCUCACUCCUGAGCCAAGGCUGUUCCUUCCUCGGAAGAGAAAAAGCAGAGAUGAUGCUGAGGGUGUUUUCAGCGAGGUCUCUGUUCAGAAAGGACAGGCUUCGUGCUGCUUUCUCCACAGCUCUGCUCUUCGACGAUACUCAGAUACAAUUUAAAGAAAGCAUUGCACAGUUUGCACAAGAAAACAUUGCUCCUCAUGCAUCAAGAAUAGAUAGAACAAAUUAUUUCCCAGAGGAGGUUAACUUGUGGAAACUCAUGGGGGAUUUUAACCUACAUGGAAUUACUGCCCCAGAGGAAUAUGGUGGACUUGGGCUUGGUUAUUUAUAUCACUGCAUAGCAAUGGAAGAAAUUAGUCGUGCCUCGGGAUCAGUUGCACUGUCAUAUGGUGCCCAUUCAAAUCUAUGCAUUAACCAGUUGGUGAGAAAUGGGAACCCUGCUCAGAAACAGAAGUACUUGCCAAAGCUCAUCAGUGGGGAGCAUGUAGGAGCUCUUGCAAUGAGUGAACCCAAUGCUGGCUCUGAUGUUGUUAGUAUGAAGUGUAAAGCUGAUCGUGUUGAUGGGGGUUAUAUUUUAAAUGGAAACAAGAUGUGGUGCACCAAUGGUCCAAUUGCUCAGACACUGGUUGUUUAUGCGAAAACGGAUAUUACAGCUCAUUCAAAAGGAAUUACAGCAUUUAUCAUCGAGAAGGGAAUGCCUGGAUUCAGUACUGCUCAGAAAUUAGACAAACUUGGGAUGCGAGGAAGUGACACGUGUGAGCUUGUCUUUGAGAAUUGCUUUGUUCCAGAAGAAAAUGUUAUUGGGCAGGAAGGGAAAGGAGUUUACGUAAUGAUGUCAGGGCUAGAUUUGGAAAGGCUUGUUUUGGCAGCUGGGCCCCUUGGUCUUAUGCAGGCAUGUAUAGAUGUAGUUCUUCCCUAUGUUCGGCAGAGAGAACAGUUUGGCCGUCCAAUUGGAGAAUUUCAGUUUAUACAGGGGAAACUUGCUGACAUGUAUACUUCUUUACAGUCAUCAAGAUCAUAUGUGUAUUCUGUUGCGAGGAAUUGUGAGAACGGAAAAAUUGACCCAAAGGAUUGUGCUGGAGUAAUACUUUGUGCAGCUGAAAGAGCCACCCAAGUUGCUUUGCAGGCAAUUCAAUGUUUAGGUGGCAAUGGGUAUGUGAACGAGUACCCAACUGGUCGUCUUCUUCGAGAUGCCAAACUGUAUGAAAUUGGGGCAGGGACAAGUGAGAUUAGAAGAAUGAUUAUUGGUCGGGAGCUCUUUAAGGAACAGUGAGAAGUUGCUUUCUUUUGGGAUUGCGUGGCUGAAAGCUUGAAACAUCCAUGCUCCAUUCAGUUUUAACCUGCUGAUCCCCACUGCUGCAGCAGCCAUUGAUUUCACUUCUGCAACAUGACUUCCUUACCCAGCAACAUGUUCUCUCAAUACAAGAAAUGAAAAAUAAAUAGCGAUCUAUUGUUGUAAAAGUUGGUUUGAACUAGAGAGGAACCACAAAAGUUGCAGAAAUAAAUCAUAGACAUUAUUCUUGGCAAUAUCAUUUGCAUUUGAGGCUAA